AUGCCACAACGAAAACGUACGAUGGAUAGUGUUCAAGCUGAGGAUGUUGAAGUGAAGAAAAAGGCCACUGAAGAUUACGUCUCGAGACGAUUGGCUCUAGAUGACCCGGCGCCAUUUAGUGAUGAACCAGAUGCGAUCGCUGAACGUAAUCACGUUGAUUACACUAAAAAGAUCACAAUCGCUAUGGCUAAGGCGAAUGAAGGUAAGGGGUUUUUUGAAAAUUUCAACAAAAUUAUUUGAUGAGAAUAUAUUUUCGAAACAAAUUUCCUGGGGAUUUCUAAAAUUAAGCAGUUUUUCUAAAAAAAUUUUAAUGAUGAUUUCAGAAUUAUUCAUUUUUUCAAACCAUUUUUUGAAAAUCUAGCAAUUGAAAAAUACAUUUAAAACAAGCAACGUUUUGAAAAAACAAUCUAAUUAAAUUUUAAUCUUUUUGAAUUUCAAGAAAAUGUCUUCAAAGGUUUUGAGAUCUUUUGGAAUUUUCUAACCAAAAAUUGUUUGAAAGCAAACUAAAAAUAAUUCACAGGAAAUUUUAUCAAUGAAAUUUCCCUAAUAAAAAUUUCUAGAUUUUUUAAAAUCAUCAAAUCGUUUUCUAAAACAUUGAAAAAACACGACAUCUCAAAAAUAAAAACAAAAACUGAAAAAAAACCCAGCCAAAGACGCUCAUCAAUAUUUUUAAUGAAAACCAAACAAAAUUUCGCAAUCCUACAUGUGCCGCAUCUUUGAACUAUUACCUCUCAUAUCAAUAUUCAUUUUGUAGCUGGUCGACCAGUUCGAAUUUACGCCGAUGGUAUUUAUGAUUUAUUCCAUCACGGUCAUGCCAAUCAACUUCGCCAAGCCAAAAAGAUGUUCCCAAAUGUCUACUUGAUUGUUGGAGGUGAAUUUUGAAACUUUUUAAAUUUUUUUUUUGAAAUAUAUUGAUUUUUUAUAGUUUGUGGCGAUAAGGACACGCACAAGUACAAAGGACGAACUGUCACAUCGGAAGAUGAACGUUUCGACGGAGUUCGUCAUUGUAGAUACGUCGAUGAAGUCUACCGUUGUGCUCCGUGGUUUUGCACGGUUGAGUUCUUGAAAGAGCUCAAGGUCGAUUUCAUUGCUCACGACGCAAUUCCAUAUGUUGCACCAGGAGAAGAAGAUUUGUAUGAGAAAUUCAGAAGAGAGGGAAUGUUCAUCGAAACCGAAAGAACUGAAGGAGUCUCGACGAGUGAUGUUGUUUGUCGAAUUAUUCGCGAUUAUGACAAAUAUGUUCGACGCAAUUUGCAAAGAGGAUACUCGCCAAAAGAGUUGAAUGUUGGAUUUUUGGCGGUGAGUUUUGGUUUUGAUUUUUUGAAAUGAAUAUCUGGAAUAAUAUAGUUUAAAAAAUCUUUUGAAAUAAUAAACUACAAGAUUCAGUUUCAUUAAAAAUCUAGAAAACUAAAAUUCCAGAAAUCUCCUGAAGUUUAUGAAAAAUAAGAAAAUCUGAAACUUCUCAAAAACAUUCAGCUAAUUUUCACUGCAAAAAAUUUACGAUAAACCCAAAUUUCAUUUCAAAUGUUGAUAUUUUCUAGGCCAGCAAAUAUCAAAUCCAAAACAAAGUCGAUUCAUUGAAAGAAAAAGGCUUAGAGCUUCUCAACACUUGGAAAAGCAAAUCCGACGAUUUCAUCAAAGAUUUCAUCGACACCUUCCACAAAGACGGUGGACUUAACGUAAGUCUUCAUUUUCCACUGGGGAAACCAAUGACAUUAUUUUUUUUGCAGGCAUUUGGUGGUCGAUUGAAGGGAAUUAUGUCAAUGUCAAGAUCACCAUCACCAUCUCCAGAUGAAGAUUCCAACGGAAUCGUGAGACAUUUGGAAAAACAAGAGGAAGAUGAGACCAAAACUCCACUCGAAUACUAA
Molecule: messenger RNA, 1868 nt
Organism: Caenorhabditis angaria
Lineage: Eukaryota; Metazoa; Nematoda; Chromadorea; Rhabditida; Rhabditidae
Source: the annotation of a GenBank genome assembly